AUCCCGAGGCCCCAGUUCUUUACUCCACGAGCUCACCUUCCGGUCUUCUCUGAGCUCUCUCUCUCUCCCCCGCAAGCGUGCACAGUGCCACAGUGAGCUCCCUCUCCAUCUCCACCCGAUCUGGUCGCCUCCAAGUCUCCCACCAGCCCGUCUCGUUGCACGCGCCUCCGAAAGCCUAGACCUCCCCUCGUGAGUUGCUUCGCCGCCACCUGCCAUGCACCCGGCCCCGGCUGUCGCCGCGGAGCUCUGGCGCCCGCCGCACCUCGCCGUCGCCGCGGGCGGCGGCCGCGCGGUGGAGGCGUCCUCCGCUGUUACGGAGAAGAGCAGUGCCAGCCGCGGGGGCGGCAGCGGACGGAGGAGGCGGCAGGAGCCUCCGGCGUCCGAGGACGACUCUUCCAGGAUCGUCUCCACCUCAGGCGGCGGCGGUCAGGAUUUGACUGAUUCAGAAGCUAAGCGUUUCAAAGCAAAUAAAUCCAGUGAUGAUAAUGGCAGUCUAAGAACGGAGGCUGAAACUGAUUCAAGAAGUACUGGCAAGGUAGUUAGUAAAAAUCCUCCAGCACAAGAGCCACCAAAACAAGAUUACAUCCAUGUCAGGGCAAGAAGAGGCCAAGCAACUGACAGUCAUAGUCUUGCAGAAAGGGCACGGCGUGAGAAAAUAAGUGAACGGAUGAAAGUUCUCCAAGAUCUCAUCCCUGGAUGCAACAAGGUUACUGGAAAAGCAUCAGUACUCGAUGAGAUAAUUAAUUACAUCCAAUCUUUGCAAUGCCAAGUUGAGUUCCUGUCCAUGAAGCUUGAGGCGGUUAAUGCCCAUGUUAACACUGGAGUUGAAGCAUUUCCGUCCAAAGAUUUCGGUGCUCAGACAUACAACACAGCUCCUGGUCUGACAUUUGAUACUCAAACACCAAGAGAAUACUCCCAAGGCACCUCGGAAUGGCUUCACAUGCAGAUUGGCGGUGCCUACGAAAGGGUGUCAUGAACGAAAUGAAUUCAGAGUAGCGGCCAAUAAAGUGAACCAUGAUCAAUCAAGCCCAUGGUUCUAGAUUAUCUUUCGGAACCGUCGUGUUCCAAUCACAGUUUUAUUCAUGCUUCGAGCUGUAAUGCCAGUAGGGACAUGUAUUUAGAGGCGACCACAGUUUUUUUUUUCAUCUGGAUCUCAUGACAUUGUUUCUCCUAUUCAUUUGUUCCAUGGAGUUUCUGUCUACCGCCAUCAUCUGUAAGAAGUAUGAAUAAAUCAGGUCUUCUUUCUCCUCUUCUGGGAGCACCA
Molecule: messenger RNA, 1264 nt
Organism: Phragmites australis (common reed)
Lineage: Eukaryota; Viridiplantae; Streptophyta; Magnoliopsida; Poales; Poaceae
Product: transcription factor BHLH089-like
Exons: 6
Coding region: 215-976 (253 amino acids)
Biological process (GO): regulation of DNA-templated transcription
Cellular component (GO): nucleus
Molecular function (GO): protein dimerization activity; DNA-binding transcription factor activity
Source: RefSeq, a predicted model, not a curated record